CGGGCCGCCCCCGCCCCGCUCCGCCCCGGGCCGCGGCGAUGGAGGUCCAGCUGGGGCCGGGCCGGGUGCACCCCCGCCCCCCGGCCAAGACCUUCCGGGCUUUCCAGAACCUCUUCCAGAGCGUGCGCGAAGCGAGCCAGAGCCCGGGCGUCCCGGGCGUCCGGGGCCCCGCCGCCGGCCCCCGGCCUCCGCCGCCGCCGCCUUCGGCCGGUCCCGUCCAGCCCCCGCCGGAGCGGGCGGAGGGCUCCCCGGCCGGCUACCCGUCGCCGGACGACGACGCCGGGCGGCGGCGGCGGCGGCGGCGACGACGACGACGACGACGACGAGGAGCGACGGGGGCGGCGACGGCGGGCGACGGUCCCCCGGCGGGCGAGGGUCCCCCGGGGCCCCCCGGCCCUCCGGGCGGCCGUGACUCAGCCGGCCUCCUCCCGGCCGAGCCGGGCCCGCUGCGGCACCUGGCGAGCGGCUCCCCGGCGCGGGAGGCCCCCGGGCCCGAGGAGCCGGCCUUCCCGCCCGCCGGCCUCUCGGACAGCGCCAAGGAGCUGAGCAGGGCCGUGUCGGCCAGCAUGGGCCUGGGCGUGGAGGCGCUGGACCACCCGAGCCCGGGCGAGCAGCCGCGGGGCGACUGCAUGUACGCCGCCCUGCUGGGCUCGCCCCCCGCCCGCCCGCCGCCCGACGACCACCCCGCCGCCUUCAGGGCCGGCCCGGCCAGGGGCCCGGCGGACCCGGACCCGCCCCUGGCCCUCUUCAAGGCCGGCGCGCCGGACGACGGGGUGGCCCCGGCCGGGCGCGACUACUACAACUUCCAGCUGGCCCUGGGCGGGGCGGCCCCGCCGGCCCCCGCGCCCCCGGCGCCCCGCAUCAAGCUGGAGACCCCGCUGGACUACGGCAGCGCCUGGGCCGCCCAGUGCCGCUACGGGGACCCGGCCGGGCCGGCGGCCGGGCCCGCCUCGCCCGCCGCGCCCUCGCCCUGGCACACGCUCUUCGCCGCCGACGAGGCGCAGCUGUACGGGCCGCCGGGGGCCGGGGGCCGAGCCGGGCCCGGGCCUUACGCCUACCCGCGGCCGGCCCCCGGCCCGCCCGGGCCCGGGGACUUCGCCGCGCCGGACCUGUGGUACCCGGGGGGCGUCGUGGGCCGGGUGCCCUACCCCGCCGCCGCCGCCGCCGCCGCCGCCGCCGCUGCCGCCGCCGCCGCCGCCGCCGGCUGCGUCAAGAGCGAGCUGGGGCCCUGGAUGGAGGGCUACCCCGGACCCUACGGCGACAUCAGGCUGGAGGCGGCACGAGAGCACGUGCUGCCCAUCGAUUACUACUUCCCGCCUCAGAAGACCUGCCUCAUCUGUGGAGACGAGGCCUCUGGCUGCCACUACGGCGCCCUGACCUGCGGCAGCUGCAAGGUCUUCUUCAAGAGGGCGGCCGAAGGGAAGCAGAAGUACCUGUGUGCCAGCCGCAACGAUUGCACCAUCGACAAGUUCCGCAGGAAGAACUGCCCGUCCUGCCGUCUGCGCAAGUGUUACGAGGCCGGGAUGACCCUGGGAGCCCGCAAGCUGAAGAAGUUGGGCAGCCUGAAGCUGCAGGAGGAGGGCGAGGCGGCGGGCGGCAGCGGCGGGGGCGGGGGCGGCUGCCCCCCGGAGGAGCCGGGCCCCCAGCUGGGCCUGGCCCACGUGGACAGCUACGAGUGCCAGCCCAUCUUCCUCAACGUCCUGGAGGCCAUCGAGCCCGGCGUGGUCUGCGCCGGCCACGACAACAACCAGCCCGACUCCUUCGCCGUCCUGCUGACCAGCCUCAACGAACUGGGAGAGCGGCAGCUCGUCCACGUCGUCAAGUGGGCCAAGGCCCUGCCCGGCUUCCGGAACCUGCACGUGGACGACCAGAUGUCGGUGAUCCAGUACUCUUGGAUGGGGCUCAUGGUGUUUGCCAUGGGCUGGCGCUCCUUCACCAACGUCAACUCCCGCAUGCUCUACUUCGCCCCCGACCUCGUGUUCAAUGAGUACCGCAUGCAUAAGUCCCGGAUGUACAGCCAAUGCGUACGCAUGCGACACCUGUCUCAGGAGUUCGGAUGGCUGCAGAUCACCCCGCAGGAGUUCCUGUGCAUGAAGGCGCUGCUGCUCUUCAGCAUCAUUCCCGUGGACGGCCUGAAGAAUCAGAAGUUCUUUGACGAACUCCGGAUGAACUACAUAAAGGAACUCGAUCGUAUUAUCGCCUGCAAGAGAAAGAAUCCCACGUCCUGCUCCAGGCGCUUCUACCAACUCACCAAACUGCUGGACUCCGUGCAGCCGAUCGCCCGGGAGCUGCACCAGUUCACGUUCGACCUGCUCAUCAAGAGUCACAUGGUCAGCGUGGACUUCCCAGAAAUGAUGGCCGAGAUCAUCUCUGUGCAAGUGCCCAAGAUCCUGUCCGGGAAAGUCAAGCCCAUCUACUUCCACGCGCAGUGAGGACCCCGCCACCCCCCACCCCUCCCGGCCCCUCCCCGCCCGGCCCGGCCUCGCCCUGCCCGGCCCCGGUGCUCCCCUCUUCCCGGGCCGGGACACCGGUGCCAGCCCAGAGUUGUGUCCUAGUCCUUCCUGUUGGCUCCCCCUUCCCCACCCUCAACCUCCCCCUCCCUUCCCUCCCCCUCCACCCCCCGCCCCCUUCCUCCGCCUUUUCUUCUGCCCCUACUCCCUCCAGCUUGUGCGCCCGCUGCAGUCCCCACCCCCGGCAGUCCCCCUGAUGGGCAGACACCCAGCACCCCCUGCCCCUGGAUCCCCCGCCGGGUGGUCCGGACCCGUCCGCCCUCGGGCCGCUGGAACCCGGGACACAUCUGGAGCCCCCGCCUCACCCAUGGUGCUCCUGGAGUACCCCCACCCCCGCCCCAGACUUCUCCCUGGAAUUGCCUGCCCCGCUUCCCCAGCCCCGCCCUGAAUCCCCCAGCCUCUGCCUCCUCUUCUCUCCCUUCCCCCUCCCCCUCCCCCUCCCUUCCCAACCCACCUCCUCCCGGCUCCCUGUUGGGAACCCCCAGUCUCACCCCCCAAACCCCACCCGCCCUCUAUGCAAUCCGACCCAUGCCCAGCCUGCGCCCCGUCUCCGCCCGCCAGCGACCCGGCGGUCGGGGGGCCUCACGCUGCCAGAGAUCAGAGCCGUCAGAGCGGAGCCAACCCCCCGCAGAGGGGAGACUGACCUCUCGGGGCACAGGGCCCGGUCAGCCGGGCCGUGGGCACCGUUCACGGCCCCCCACUCACCCCCACCCCCAAACAUCGCCAACCCUUUGCCUCCGGAACGGUCCGGCCAAGAGACUGGAUUGUGCAGGAGUGCAGGCCGCGGAGGACUGCCAGCGGCACGGGAAGCGACUCGGAAGGUUUCUGAGACAAUUGUUCACUCCUGGCAGGGGUCGGAGGUCAGGGGUCGUCUAUCUGCGGGAGGCGCCGGGAUCGGGGAGCCCGUGGGGGUGGAGUUGGGGGCGUCUGGGUGCUUCCCGCCGGGCAAGGACCGGCCCCCAAGCCUCCCGCCACCAUCGUCGCCGAUCUCCUGCCCAGCCUCGCGAUGGGGAGGGGACACACCCGGGGCCGGGGGGCGCCCCGAGGUGGGGCCGGGGAACCCCACUGCCCUCCCCCGGCUGCAGUUUAAGUGGAGGGGGAUCCGGGUCCAGGGCCCACCGGGCCGGGCCGGGCGGGAGUGGGCGGCCCCCUCUGGGGACGCUGUCCGGCGGGAAUCUGUCCGCCGCCCCGCUUCCUCCCGCCGCCACCUUCUUGUACAUAGUGUAAAUUGUCUCUGGCCUCAGCCGGGUGCCCGCCUCCUCCUCCCGCUGUGGCGCCGGGGCUCCGCUGGCCACAGCGGUCAGAUCGGGGCCGCGCCGCCGCGGCGUGAGCCCCCCCGUCCUGGGGCGGGAUGACCCCUCUCUCCACGGCGUCCGGCCGGUAUGUGGGAAGGAACCCCCCCCCCCGGGCAGGCAUCGGCGCGGAGCGGGGACGGCGGGCCAGGCUCCCGGCCGCACGACCAGAGGCUGACGCGGCCCGGCCCAGACCGGCCCGCCGGCCCCCUCUCCUGCGACCGAAAGCGCCGUAGGGUCGGCCGGCCUCGCCAUCCCGGCCCACCCUCCGGCUGCGGUCAGAGAAGCCACCGGCUGCGAAGAUGUCCAGAGUGCUGCUGACCCCUUGCAGUCCCCAUUGUUUUCACGUGCCCACACACACACAGACACACACACACACACACAUAUAUACCCACACGUUUAUUUUUUUUUCUACUUGUAUUUAGAAACAGGGGCCUCCCCCUGCCCCUGGGAACACGGACGCCUUCCGAAGUUCCCAUGACGCCCCCCGGGGCUCCCCCGUCUCCCCAAACAACUUGAGUGGGGGAGUGGUGCUGGGGGGGUUGAGGGGGAGUCACCUACUUGAUGCCCUGCCCGGCCCCGGGAUACUGGAGGACGGGGCUGGCCAGCCCGCCCCCCGCCCCCCCCGGGAGUCUAGCCCCCGGCCGCCCCCGGGGGUCCGGAAGCCCGUGGCAGCAUCCAGGCGGGCUUCUCGGUCAAGAACACCCGCCCCCCGACCCCGGCCUCCGCUCCCCUAACUGGCGCCUGCUUUCUGACUUCCCCCCCUCCCCCCUGCUCCCCAGAAAAUAUUAGAAUAGAUGUGCAUUUCAUGUAACCAAAGAUACCGCUGUAUUUGCUAAGAUACCAAAACCGAGGUGGGGAUGGGGGGGUUUUCCUCUCGGAAGUUCCCCGCUCAAGCCGCUUGGCUGGGGUCUCGGGUCAGAUUUUUUCGGUCCCGGUAGACAUAGAUGCGCUCGUGGGUAGACUGUAAUUGGGGAAGACAGAUUUCCAAGUCCUUCGCUGCGUGAUUUCUAGCACAAUUUGCUUGUUUUUUUCCUCUCCAGUAGUGGCUGAGCAAGGGACCAAAAGGGCCAGGGACACGGAGGGAUGGGGAGCGUCUCCGGGCCCGUGUUCCGGGGUUCUGCCCUGGGAGGGUUGAUGUCGGUCAGUGGGUUGAAGCCUUAGGGCGGCCCCCUUGGCCCACACAGAGUGCGUCGUCGGCCGCCCGGGGCAGGGGGCCGAUCCGAACCUGGACAAGGGCGGGCCCGGGACUCCGUCUCAGCGGAGACUUUUGUGCAGGGCGAUGGACGGGCGGCGUUUUGCCGCCCGUGGGACCGGGGUGUAGAAUCGAGAGCUCCCGGGCCCCGCACCACUCCGUCCCCGGGUCUCCGAGGUCCUCCCCGGAGCCGGGGGCGGGGGGGUGGGAUGAUCUCGGCCCCCAGGACCCCCUGGGAAACCCAAUCCGCUCGAUCUGCUCUCGCUGCUGGGUGGGUGCUGCUCCGGGAGAUUUCCGGGCUCCCCCGGCCGGCCCGACGACCCCCGUCCCUCGAGGGCGCUUCCCGGGCCCGGGACCGAGGCGGGGGUCCGGACCCCUCCACGAGACCCCUUCCACACGGGUUUGGGGGGGGGGAGAGGAAGAAGGCAGGACCCUUUCCCAGCAGCCUCAUCGAUCGACGCACGUGCGGCCCGAACCGGUCACCCCCGGGCCCGGGGAAGGAAGGAGGCGCCGAGCCUUCUGCGCCCUCCAUUUGGCAGUCCGGGAAAUUCCCUGACUUCGGAGCCCCCUGGGGGGACGGGGGCGCGUCCCUGCAGAAACGACCCCAAACCGCCGCCCCGUCGCCAUCCCCCCACUCCCCGCUUCUCGUCCAGGGUCGGGGUCCCAAGCCCCCCGCCGCUGGGCCUGUCUGCGCGCCCGUGCUCGGUCCCGUUUUGUAACCUUUGACUCUCUCGUUGCUCUGAAACGACAAUAAAGGCAGAAACUUUGUUGGUUGGAA
Ornithorhynchus anatinus (platypus) is the source of this 5775-nucleotide messenger RNA. It is a transcript of the gene AR, whose product is annotated as androgen receptor. Gene Ontology annotation, molecular function: steroid binding; nuclear receptor activity; sequence-specific DNA binding. The record is from RefSeq and is a predicted model, not a curated record. Gene Ontology annotation, cellular component: nucleus. NCBI's taxonomy places the organism in Eukaryota, Metazoa, Chordata, Mammalia, Monotremata, Ornithorhynchidae. Gene Ontology annotation, biological process: male gonad development; regulation of DNA-templated transcription; androgen receptor signaling pathway.